Molecule: messenger RNA, 820 nt
Organism: Eutrema salsugineum
Lineage: Eukaryota; Viridiplantae; Streptophyta; Magnoliopsida; Brassicales; Brassicaceae
Exons: 1
Coding region: 204-590 (128 amino acids)
Source: RefSeq, a predicted model, not a curated record
UAGACUAAUGAAAUUGACGCAAGGUGUGAAAUCAACAAAACCACUACGCAAAACCAUAAACCUCUCUCAACUUCCCCACACAAAACAACAAAACCUCUUUCCUCUUCUUCUUCUUCUUCCUCUUGUUCUUGCUUUUAUUCUUCUGCCUUUUCUCUUUCUUCGACAAUCAUUCACACACAACAACAACAACAAAAAGAGCCUUCAUGGAUGGUUUGAUUCCAAUGGCGUUUAAGGCUAUGAAGAAAAACCGGACUCGCCGACGUUAUGAAUGUCUCUCUUCCUCCGGUGGCACGACUAAAGAAUCCUCCGACGAGUAUGACUUCUUCCCCUUCGCCGGUAGUAAAACCGAUCGCUCCGGUGAAUCCCGGCCGUCUUCGUCUUUUGAUCAUUAUGUAGAGAUGAACAACGGUGCUCCUCAGCAACGUCACCGCCGUGGAUGGUCGGUCGGAGAAUUCUCUUCGAUGUCUUGUCGGGAAGGAAGAAGACCAGGUGGAGAAAGCGGAGGAGAUAUCGGUUACUCUCCGUCGCGGCGAGGACAGCUUGUGAGGAACACAAGUCUUAGACUGUUCUCAUGUGUCUCAGGUGAAUGAUUUAUCGAUUCAGAAAGCUAAAAUCUCAGCUCAUUAAUCCAUCAAAAAAGGAUUUUCUUGCCUCUUGUUUUGUGUUAUUGUUCGAUUUUGUUACAAAGAUCUCAAGUUGUCCGGAAAAAAAUGCAGAUUUGUGUUCUUCUUGUGAUAUUCCGUUUUUGAUUUGUAAAGUUUUGGGGUUUGAUUUGUUAAAAUAUGCUUAUUGGGGGAUCAAAAACAAAAAUAAAAUUUAG